Molecule: messenger RNA, 735 nt
Organism: Lichtheimia ornata
Lineage: Eukaryota; Fungi; Mucoromycota; Mucoromycetes; Mucorales; Lichtheimiaceae
Exons: 6
Coding region: 1-735 (244 amino acids)
Molecular function (GO): phosphatase activity
Source: RefSeq, a predicted model, not a curated record
AUGGUUUCUGACGUUAAGGUCCAAGUCUUUACUGAUUUCGAUGGAACUCUUUCCCUCGAUGAUACUGGUCUCAUGUUGAUUGAUGACCAUCGAUCGCUUGGUCCUGAGCGUCGUCGUGAGCUCGAGCAUUUGAUUCUCACCGAUAAGAUCACUUACAAGCAAGGUUUGUCCGAAAUGUGGGCUGCUGUUCACAUUAGCUGGGAUGAAGCCUGGGCUGAAUACUUGGAUCAUUGCCGUAUCGAUCCUGGUUUCCCUGAUUUCAACGAAUACUGCCGUGAAAAGGACUUCCCUGUCACCAUCAUCAGCAGUGGUCUCUACAUUCUUCUUGAAAAGAUCAUGGCCAAGUUUUUGGGUGAGAAGGCAAAGGAUAUCAAGAUUGUGUCCAACAACGGCACUGUGGAUGGUCGCAACUGGAAGAUCGAAUACAGAGAUGAUAGCGAAUAUGGCAACGACAAGUCACGUACUUUGAAGACUGCUCGUGAAGCCGCAUCCCCUGAUACUAUCUUUGUCUUCUGUGGUGAUGGUGUUUCCGAUAUCUCAGCUGCUAAGCAUGCCGAUGUCUUGUUUGCUCGUAAGGAUCGUGAUUUGGAAACCUACUGCAAGAUGCACGAGAUUCCUUUCAUUCCCUUCGAUACCUUCCAUGAAGUCCAUGCUGUUGUGAAGAAGUUGGUGGAUGGCAAGGCCAAGAUCCAAAAGGAUGAGAAGACCGGCUUCUGCAAUGUCAUUGACGUGUAA